AUGCUGAGAGCUGCAGAGGAUGUCAGCAUGGAACAGGAAGCCUUGGGUUCUCAAAGUGGUGAAAUGGUCAGCUGGGACAUCAAUGACAUCAAGCUCCCCAAGGUAGGUAUAUAGAAUUCCAAGAGUAUUGUAGAAAUUGCAGCUACUCUAAAAACCAUCAUAUUCUGUCAUUAUAUUAUAAUAUAUUAUUGAUUUGCUUACUUGAUCAUUCAUUUGCAUAAUUCCAUCAGUGUAUGCACAACAGAUAAUACCUCUUUGCUGCCAUUGUGCUUUAUAAUUCCCUUGCAGUUGAAAACUCUUGAAACUCAAGUCAGAAGUUCAGCAGUGACAGCUCAGUUGGUUUUAGCAUGGUGCUGAUAAUGCCAAGGUUGCAAGUUCAAUCCCUGUGUGGGACAGCUGCAAAUUCAGGCGGUUGGACUAGAUGAUAACAAUAUUACUUACUGUUUUUAUUUCUUUACUAUAUUAUUUCUUUAAGUCAUUUGUAUACCGCUAAAUUAUUUGUAACUCCAGGUGGUGUACAUUUUUAAAAAUCCACAGCCAACAGGGUGAUGAAACAAAAAAAAUCAUAAAACCUGAGAAUUUUUUUAAAAAGAUUAUAUCCAUCUCAAAAAAGAAAUUCAAUGUGACAAACGAAGUGAAACAACAGCAAUUCAAUGUUUUAAAGUCAUGGGUGGUAAUCAACUAAGUUUUACUCAGAGUAAACCCAUUGAAAUGGAUAGCCCUAGCUUAGUUGUGUGCAUUAGUUUUCAUGGGUCUACUCUGAGUGAGUAAAAUGUAGUUGCAUGCCACCCAGUAUGCCACCCACUUUUACUUACUACAACAGUAAUAAAAAAAAAAACACCCAUGUUACUAUGACAAUUGUCAACAAUGAUGAUUUCUGGAAACAGUCAAAAGGCAAACUGUGCUUUAAACAAAAAGGCUAGAAAAGAAAAGAUUCAUCAAAAGUUUUUGAAGAUUCAAAUUUUUGCCUGUUACCUAAAAUGAAAGAGCAACAGGUCCUAAUGGAUUUUGGUGGGGAGAUUGUUCUGCUAUAGGGUGGCUGCAACUGAGUUGAAUUCAUUUGGUCAAAAUGGGUUUGGCGGUAGCUUGAAUGAGAUUCCCAGCAAAGGUUGGUCAUUCGGCACAUAUAUCGUGUUACCUUCUUUGACUGCAUGCCACCAGGGACUUCUGGGCAUUGUGCAAGCCUCAUGGAGGCGCAUGAAAAUGCACUCAUAACUGCUCAAAACUGAAAUAUUUUUAAAAUACGUCUUCAAUUUCUAAACAUUGUCAAAUAAAACAUAUAUUAUAGCAUUAUUAGACUGUAAUUAGAGCUAAAUGUUAACAGGGUAACUUAAGCUGAAGUUGCAACAGGAAUUUGAUAGGUGUUAUUGACAAAUACGUUGUGAGGGUCUUAGUUCUGGGACCUCUGGACUUUGCAAAAGUUAAGAGCCUUUGCAUCACACUCAUUCCAAUGCGAAAAGAAAUUAAGUCCUGUGAAAUAAAAAGUUAAGGAGAGUGAAGAAAGUGAAAAACCCAUUGAGAUGUUAAAACCUAUAGGAUUUGGUUGGAUCAUGCCUAGUAUAGAAAACAAUCCUAGCUCUAUAAGUAGACUUUGUUCAAACAAUAUCUUUGCUGUGGGAGUAAUGACUGUUGCCUCCAAAGACAUCUUGUGGUUUCUAUGCAAAAUUCUCAUAUUUAUGGUAGAUCCCAAUCAGCUGUAGCACAUGCAGGCUGGAGUGUUUCAUUCAUGUUUACAACCAUCCAUGUCACAGAAACCAUAAAUUUUCAUGAUGUCAACUUGUGGUUAGAUAAUAGUUGACAAUAUCUGAGAUCCAACCACUAGCAAGCCACAGUGCCGUGAAUGGAUAUACAGGUAUCUAUGUUUUUCUGUGUCAAAAGUUGCCAGAACAGAUAUAGUGCUUGAUCAUUUUCCCUGAAUUUAUUUCUUUAUUUGAUUAGAUUUCAUACCCACUCUUUAUCAUACAGUCCCAGGUUGAGUGGCAACAAUAAAAAAUAAAAUUAUAAAAUAGAAAAGCAUAAAAAAUUGAAAACACUUCCACAUAUAAAAACAAUACAAAUAUUUUAAAAGAAUUCCACGUUUAAAAAUAGUUCUAGUACACCAGUGGAACUGGGGUAAAGUAAAUUGAAAAAGUAAUUUGUAAUUUUUAUGCAGGUGAUCUUGAAAGGUUGAAAAGCCACCAGAACUUGCAUGCUAUUUCUUUCCCUCUUUUUUCUAUCAAAAAAAUCUUCCAAAAGUCAAACACUCAGAUAUGAAUGGGGAAUGAAUGACCAGUCCCCUCUGUGAUGUGAUCAGUUCAGCCCAUUCAUAAGAAUGCACAUUUGUCCCAAGGAGAUAUCUCUGAUGUUAUAUAUGUAACCUUCAGCACAAAUCAUGAACAAUAUGCAAAUAUCCACAAGCAAACAACAAGCAUUGUUGCUCUCCAUAUCUGCCUGGGUUCUCCUGCUCUACAGUACUUUGAAGAUAGAGCGUGACUGCUCUCCUUUAGAAUAUGAUCAGCUGUAGCACAUUCCUAUUGGAGGAAAACCAUCAGUUUUGUCCCAAGAGACAUCUUUGAUGUUCUGGAAUUAGGCUUUUGCUUCAUUGGCACAAAUUGUUGAGUGUUAUGCAGAUGUGCAUAUCCAAACAGCAAGAAUUGAUAUCGAAGCACAUUCUUUUCCUCAAAGAAUUCUGGGCACUGUAGUUUACCCGUCACAGAGUUACAAUUCCCAGCAACCCUCGACAAACUACAGUGCCCAGAAUUCUUUGAUGGAAAGAAUUAUGCUUUCAAGGCAGAGUGUAUAUGCAGCCCUUAUCUGCCUCAGUUAUCAUCCUCCAUGCUGUUCUAAUUAAAAUGGUAUGUACCUUCAGCCAUUCAUCAGCCCUGAAUGUUUAUAAAGUUUUAUUGACAUUAGGCAGAGACCCCCUAUGUUAUUUUAGACAUCUUCUGAGGCUUUUUUCUAAUUUCAGCAAGUCUACCCAGACAUAUAAUUUAGUGACCUACCUUCGUUUGAAAAGUUUAACUUACUGUGUCUGUCUUUGCAUAAUUAUUUUAUGUGUAAUUGUUUUCUUUAUAGUUUUGUGGGUUUCAGUGUUUCAUCUACAGUAUUAUUAUGCACAUCUCUUCAAGAGCGGUUUCAUUGAGCAGUUUAGAAAUAUUUCCAAAUUAAUUACAGUGGUAUCUUGGUUCUCAAACUUAAUCCGUUCCAGAAGUCUGUUCCAAAACCAAAGCGUUCCAAAACCAAGGUGCGCUUUCCAAUAGAAAGUAAUGCAAAAUGGAUUAAUCCAUUCCAGGCUUUUAAAAACAACCCCUAAAACAGCAAUUUAGCAUGAAUCUUACUAUCGAGACCACUGAUCCAUAAAAUGAAAGCAGUAAUCGAACUGUACUAUAAAAUAAAUAAGACAGUAUCGUAGAUGAUAAAAAUUAAAAAUAAAUAUUUUUCAUACCUGCACUGAUGAUAGUCAUUGUUUGGAUGGGGGGCUUUUAUCCAUUUCCGCAGUCACACAAUCAAUCAAUCAGUAGCUGAACUAGGUUCCACACAGUCACAAAAACAAAUUAACCAAAAAAGCCUCAAAAACAAAAACGCAAAAUACCGGUAAAUAGCAAAAACAAAAGUGCCAAACUCAAUCCGUUCCGGAAGUCCGUUUGACAUCCGAAAUGUUUGAAAACCAAGGCGCAGCUUCUGAUUGGUGCAGGCAAUAGCCAACAGCCACAUUGGAUGUUUGGCCUCUGAAAAACGCUUGAAACUGUAACACUUACUUCCAGGUUUUUGGUUUUUUGGAACCAAGGCUUUUGAGAAACAAGGUACCACUGUAAAUGAAUAAGGGUCAUGCACAGCCAUGUGGAAUCUACCAUGAAAUAUAGAAGAAUAUUCAGCCAGGUUAAUAUAUUUGCUAGGGCAGAGGGGAGCAGAUAAUUGUUUCUGCAAUAAAUGUAAAGUAGACUUAAUAAAUGCAAACAAAUAAGGGAGCUCUGUGUUGCAGACUUGAUUCAUUGUCUUUGAAUUUAGGUCGUGUGGCGGGGACUUGUUUCCUAGCUUUGAAACAUCACAUUCUUUGGGUACCUUACAGGACGUGAAACAAACAGAUUGGUUUCAGGAAUGGCCAGACUCCUAUGUAAAAUGCAUCUAUAGCUCUGAUGACAAAAAUGCUCAGAGGCACCUAAGUAGCUGGGCAAUGAGGAACACCAACAAUCACAACUCGCGCAUCUUAAAAAAGUCCUGCCUCGGAGUCGUGGUCUGCAGCAAUGAUUGCUCAACUUCAGAUGGGGGAAAGAUGUAUCUGAGGCCGGCUAUAUGUGACAAGGCCAGGCAAAAACAGCAGAGUAAGUAUGCUUCUUUGAAAAGGGCUUACAUUAGACUUCUUGCAGUUCAAUUUGGGUUUCCGCUGCCACAAAAAAACAUCUACUGGGUAAUCCUGGUUCAGAACCUGACUUGCAUUAGACUAGUACAUCUCCAGCCACACGUUGGAAGUAUCACAUCGUGAAGUACAUAUAAUUGUAGGGAUGGAUGGAUAUGGCCUUUCCCCCCCUCUCUCUUUCUCUUUUUUCCAGUUCACAUUUCGCCUAAUAAACACAUUUUGCAAGUGAUUUUCUUUCACAAAUGGAUGCAUUUUUAAAAGUACACUUUCCCCUUAUAUAAUAUAUGUGCAUUUUUUUAAAAAAAAAGUACACUGAGUUUACUUUAAAGUAAGUGAGCCUAGUUUACAAGCUGAUCCUGAGUAUUCUUACUUGAACAUGAGCCCUGUGUAAUUCAGUAAAACAGAUCUGCAGGUGUGUACAGAAUAGAAUAUGUACUUGGAAGGUAAAGAUUAGGACAAAAAUUAGGACAAUCAUGAAAGAAAUAUUGUGACACUCAUAGAAGAUAAAUUAAUUUCUGGAAGUCUUAAUUAUUUGAUGAAGUUUUGGGGAGAGAAUAUUCAUGCAAUCUUCUAAAUGGAAACUUUCCCAAAAGAAUGCAAUUUAUUUGGGGCAGAAAGUGAAUUAGUUCCACUAAGGAUAAUAUUGUAUCUAUAUCUAAUUAUAAGGAUCAUAUAUUGGUCCUUUACUGAGGAAUAUCAAAAUUAUUCAGGCUAAGUGAACAUGUAUAUUUUUUUGAUGGUGUAAUAACAAACAUAAGAGCUUAUAGUCUAAGGUAAUAAGCACACUCAGAAAAUCUCAAUAAAAUCAAAUGGGACUUUAUUUCAAGUAGAGGUAAGUAAGGUUGAUCAAGAUAUUAUACUGCAAUUCAAAGCUGAGAAUCCUACAGCACAAUCUAAUUUCUACACAGAAAUAUGUUCCAUUGAGUUCAAUGGGACUUACUUCCAGGUAAGGGGACAUAGGUUCACAGCCUUAGACAAGUUUGGCUUUUGUGUUUCAUUUGUGCCUACAGCACAUUUCACUUUCCAAAGAUAUUUUACCUGGACACAAGUCCCAUUGCAUUUAUUGGAACACGGGUGGCGCUAUGGGUUAAACCACAGAGCCUAGGACUUGCCGAUCAGAAGGUCGGCAGUUCGAAUCCCCGUGAUGGGGUGAGCGUCCAUUGUUUGGUCCCUGCUCCUGCCAACCUAGCAGUUCGAAAGCACAUCAAAGUGCAAGUAGAUAAAUAGGUACCGCUCUGGAGGGAAGGUAAACAGCGUUUCUAUGCGCUGCUCUAGUUCACCAGAAGUGGUUUAGUCAUGCUGGCCACAUGACCCGGAAGCUGUACACCGGCUCCCUCGGCCAAUAAAGCGAGAUGAGCGCCGCAACCCCAGAGUCAGCCAUGACUGGACCUAAUGGUCAGGGGUCCCUUUACCUUUACCUUUACACCUUUGCUACAAGCAGAGACAUCUGCUGUCAAUAACCCAACAUGAAAAGAGUAUAUUGUACCCUACACAAUGAACUUCUAACAUGACAUAAUCUUAAAACUAAGUUCAUUCAAAAUAAAAUAUUUAAUGGUACACUUGUUUCAGGAAAAUCGUGUCCCAACUGCUAUGGGCCCUUGAAGCUUAUUCCCUGCCGAGGUCAUGGUGGAUACCCUGUAACAAACUUCUGGAGACAUGAAGGACCAUUCAUAUUUUUUCAGGUUGGUAACAGUAUCUGAUUUAUUCAAGGCAAGCCUGCGGUUAUAGCUGAACUGUGCUUGGAAGAUGAGCAAACCAGGAAAUGUUUCACACUGAGCCAAAGAGAGUAUUUAAAUUGUUAGUGAGGUAUGACACCUCAGGUAAGGGGAUCCACAAAAGUUAACCAGUUGGCCAUGCUUAUACAUAAAAACAAGCCUUUUUUUCCAGCUGGAACUCUCUGGAACUCAGUUCCGGCACCUCUUAGGUGGGCGCCAUUGCCAUUCUAAGAAAAUAAGGGAGGUGUUCAGGAUGAGUUUCAACACCUCUAGAAAAACAGCAUUGCAUAAAAACAACCAUUUUAAACCAUACCAACUGCAAAGGAACUAAGAAAGAGAAACAUGAAAAUAGUAGGCACAUAGAACAUUCUCAGCUGAAUCCAGGAAAACAUCUGCCUCAGUUUUUUGAACCAGAUGGUCAAGUCCAUAGCACAUGUCACAAUUCCAUUACUUACACAUUUACUCAGAAGUAAGUCCCACUAGGUUCAAUGGUGUUUACUCUUAAAUAAAUAAAAUAACAACAACCACUAGUAGUAUUAUUAGUAUUAGUAUUAUUUUGUAUCCCACCCAGCCACUCUGGGCAGCUUCCAGCAGAAUAUAAGAAAGCAUAACAAAAUAUCAAACAUUAAAAGCUUUUCAAUACAGUCGUACCUUGGAAGUCAAACGCAAUCCAUUCCAGAAGUCUGUUCGACUUCCAAAACUUUCGGAAACCAAAGCGUGGGUCCUGAUUGGCUGCAGGAAGCUCCUGCAGCCAAUCGGAAACCACAGAAGCCCAGUCGGACGUUUGGCUCCCCAAAAUAGUUUGUAAACUGGAACGGCCACUUCUGGGUUUGUGGCAUUCGGGAGCCAAAACGUUCAAGAAUUAAGCUGUUUGUUUUUGUUUUUUAAAUAAUAUUUAUUAUUUUUUGAAAAACACUAAAAAAAGAAAAGAAAAAAAGAAAAAGAAAAACAAUACAAUACAACACAUCAAAUUAACAGAACAAGACUAAGACAAUAAAAUAAAUCAACCACUUUCAUUAUCCCAUCUUUCAUUCACUUAUUUCCACGACCUCCUCACACCUCCCUUUUUGUAUUCCACUUCUAUUAAUUAUUUCAGCAGUUCCUUUCCAUCCUCCUCUGUUUUCUAUCCUAUAAUUAUCUUAACUCAUUCUAACCUUAUUUUUUUCCUUUAAUACUCUAUUAACCUAUCUGUACUUAAUUCCUUAUAAUAUUUCUACUAAAGCCAUAUAACUUCAUUUCAACAUUUUUCUAACAUUCAUUAAUUUUACAAUAUUUCUGUAGAUAGUCUUUAAACUUUUUCCAGUCUUCUUCCACCAACUCCUCUCCCUGGUCUCGGAUUCUGCCAGUCAUUUCCGCCAGUUCCAUGUAGUCCAUCAACUUCAUCUGCCAUUCUUCCCGGGUGGGCAAAUCUUGUGUCUUCCAAUACUUCACGAUGAGUAUUCUUGCUGCUGUUGUUGCGUACAUAAAAAAGGUUCUAUCCUUCUUUGGCACCAUUUGGCCGACCAUGCCCAGGAGAAAGGCCUCUGGUUUCUUCAAGAAGGUAUAUUUAAAUACCUUUUUCAUUUCAUUAUAAAUCAUCUCCCAGAAUGUCUUAAUCCUUGGGCACGUCCACCAAAGGUGAAAGAAUGUGCCUUCAGUCUCAUUACAUUUCCAACAUUUAUUGUCAGGCAAAUGGUAAAUUUUUGCAAGCUUGACUGGUGUCAUGUACCACCUAUAAAUCAUAAGAAUUAAGCUGUUUGAAAACCAAGGUAUGACUGUACAGGGCUGCUUUCAGAUAUCUACGGAAGGUCAUAUAAUUGUUUAUGUCCUUGACAGCUGACGGGAGGGUGUUCCAUAGCACGGGCAUGACUACUGAGAAGGCCCUCUGCCUGGUUCCCUGCAACUUCACUUCUCACAAUGAAGGAACUGUCAGAAAGCCCUUGGAGCUGGACCUCACUGUCCAAGCUGAACAAUGGAGGUGGAGAUGCUCCUUUAGGUACACAGGGCUGAGGUUGUUUAGGGCUUUAAAGGUCAACACCAUGGCAUGCAGAGCACUGCAGCCACAAAUAAGCAAAAAUGAGCUAUUGAUAUGAGCCUUGGUAUAUGAAUGUAGAAGACAACUAAACAUCCACGUGGGAAUCAUCAUGGAAAUCAUGGUAGCAUUUUCCUCCAAGAUAGAAUUUCAAAAAGUUAUGUCAGAAUUCAGUCACAUAACCUUUCGGGGAAAAUAGGAGUAAAAAAUAGAAAUAGAAAUAGAUAACUCCGAUUAUCAUUCCUGUGCCUUUAUAGGUGACUAUGCUCUUAAUUUUGACCAAGGAUAAAGUUUUUUAUUGCAGUCAAUGACCAGUAUCAGGAUAAAAUCACCAAUUUUGACUAGUCUAUGAAGCCAGAUUUCCCCUGCGGAAUAACCUAUUCUAUACAUGGAUCUUUUGAGAUGGUUUUGCCAUUUCAGCAAAUUCGGCAACCCGCUUCCAUUUAAAUUGAAACUUUAAUCUAAAAUGUAAUGAGUUGCCUGAAGAAAGCCUAUGCUAUGCUAUACAUCCAACGAGACAGGCAAGCCAUUUUGGAUUCUACACCCCUUUCCUUGAGAGCAUUGUGUUGAAAACUGCCUUGUGGUUUUAUGCCCCUAUGCCUUCUUCACUUGCUGUUAUAAAGUCAAAGGGGGCUCACGAUCAUCCAAGGCCCGAAACAAAAUCAGAAGCUGAAGCAAGACGAUCGAUACAAAAAGCACACGCCCCAAGUUCUCCAAGACUUAAACGGAGCAGAGAUGCUGAGGUAAACGCUUGUUUUUUUAACUACCAACAAAAUGUCUGCCAUUAUGGCAGGUGGAUUGAAGGAGGGUAACGAGGACUGCAGUGUGUCAAGUGAGGGACCUCUAUCAAUGAGGGCUAGGCAGGUUUCUCCCUCACUGUUGCAGUGUACUCCCAACUGCAGUGGUGUACUAUUCUCUCAUCUGAAUGAAUAGCAACCAUUCAAUCAUAUGGAAAAUAGUAAUUUGGGGAUACGAUGUGGUAGAGUGGGGGCUCUCUACCCCUGGUGACUCUUCAUAGGCCUUUCCUGGGUUCUGUUUCUUGGUCACACAGGAAAGGUGUUGAAGAUAUGGAUAUAUGUUGGGAUACUGGGUUUUAUUCUGUACAGUGGUACCUCUAGUUACAAACUUAAUUCGUUCUGGAGGUCCGUUCUUAACCCGAAACUGUUCUUAACUAGAGGUGUGCUUUCGCUAAUGGGGCCUCUUGCUCCCGCUGCGCCGCUGGCACACAAUUUCCAUUCUCAUCCUGGGGCAAAGUUCUCAACUCGAGAUAACUCUUUCAGGUUAGCAGAGUUUGUAACCUGAAGCGUUUGUAACCUGAGGCGUUUGUAACUCGAGGUACCACUGUAUAAUAAAAGCCAGCAUCCUGCAUAUAUCUGUCUUUUCAAUCUGACUUCAGGUUUCAUUAUUACCGUAUUUUUCCAUGUAUAAAACGACCUUUUUUCCUGAAUUUUUUGGUGAUAAAUUGAGGGUCGUCUUAUACCCGGGUUAAUAUGUUAAGUAAGCGAGGGCUGGUGCUGCGGCGGUAUCAGGGAAAUGUCGGAGAGGAGGCUGCUUACCCGCUCUUCCCGGCUUAGGAAGAGUAGUUGGUGAGCGCCAGUAUGCGGUGUAUUACGGUACCAGUUCCGUCAGCCAGAGUGGGAGAUCGUCAAAAAGCUGCUCGACAGCUCAGCGAACUUACAAAAGAAGCUCAACAACUGUUGAGGGCUCCCAAAAAUAGGGAUUGUCUGAUACAUGGGGUCAUGUUAUACACGGAAAAAUACGGUACUUCACUUUUGGGGGUCUUAUAUGAGUACAAACAGUGCGAGAACUGUGAACCAUCGUGUGUACAGUGCUUGACAGAGCAGAGGAUGACAGUUCCCUGCCCCAGGGGGCUUACACUCUAAAUUCAGACACUGGAGAAACAACGGAGGAAGAGAAGGGAUUGGGUAAACAGAGAAGAAAUACAGUAGGGGCGGGGAAAGCUGUGGCCCUCCAGAUUUUGGUGGUCACCUCCACAUCACUCUUGGACAACUUUUAACAGGAAUGGAGAAUCUUGGGAACUGUAGUUUGUUACAUGUGCUGGGAAUUGUAUGUCUAGGAGGCAGCACCCUUAAACUGCAGCCACGACUGUUUCGGUGGUGUAAGAGUGCUUUAAAGAUAUGACGCGACCCCACCACUUCCAUCAUCCCUGACCAUUGAUGAUGCUGAUUGUGGGAUCUAGACUCCAACAAUAUACUGAGGGCAACAGCUUGGGGAAGGCUGACCUACUGUAACUAAGCAUCUAACUAAGCCUACUUGGCUUUUCAGGGACACAUGCUUAGGCGUGGUGCAUCAUUUCCAACCUACCAAAGUCUUUCCUUAGACCUGUGACAGACGGUCAAGAGGAGAAGGAAGGAAAAUGUUUCUGCAUAGCAAAUGCCUUGACAAACAGAUAUCUGUAUCAAUAAAGAUAUGUUGCCUGCAGGUUUUAAAUUAUUUUACCUAACUUCAGUCCCAUUGAUCUAUAUUUAUGUUAAUUUCAAUGGGAUUUUACUGCACUUUAAUGCACCUGCAGCAAGUUGAGCGAUCUCUCUGACAUCUACCAGUAAAUGCUGUCACAGUGAGAGAAUACUGACUUCUGAUGUGGAGCAACUUAGGAAAGGGAGUGGGGGAAAUCACCCCUAAAUUAUGCACAAGGAAGGAGGCUACCCUAGUAUGUUCCAUGACCUAAAAAAAAGAACAGGCUAAAAUUAGAUGGAUUUUCAACAUUUUCCUUGGAGUGUCACAUUACUUUUUAACUUAGGGAUGGGCUCUAAAGAAUUUGCCACUAGCAAAAUGUCUUCACAAAGUCCCCAUACAGCAGAAGCGUGUUUUGCUAUGUCUUAUUUCUGCAAGCGGUAAUUUACUACUAAUUAUCAAAAUACACCGAUAUGGAAUAAUAAUAAUAAUAAUAAUAAUAAUAAUAAUAAUAAUAAAUGGCCGCAAGUGUCUUAUCAGUGGCCCAAUGUGGGUUUUUUUGGGGGGUGGAGGAUUAAACUCGCCCCAGUUAUAAUCCUACAGCUGUGGUGUUCAAAGCAAAUUCAUUGUUCUGUGCCCAAGAGAGGUGUUUAGCAAAUGUCUGGUGUUUGUUCAAACCAUAUAGGCAAACGCUAUGCCUUUGCAGACUGCCUUGAAAUGUGGAGAACUGAAGUUGCGAAAGAUGAGGAAAAUGAGAAAAUGAGAAAAAUGAGAAAAAUGAGAAAUUGAGAAAGACUGAAAUUGAUAGGCUUGGCCAUCCCUAAUCCAGACACAGGUUUCUAGCCACAGUGACACGUUUGUCUCUUUUCAUACAUUUAGGUCAAACCACGUGCAGGCAAAAUAACUUUGAUUUAUGCAGUUGUAAAAUACAUGUUCUGAUGAGGGGGUGCGAUCCUUUUUAGAUUAGAGAGCUGUUUGGCUCCCUGGGUUUCUCUGGGUUACAUUGCAUAGCUGCAGGAGCGGAAGGAACGGACCAGGAAUCUCUGGGUCACUUAUGACAAUACACUGGCAGCCAGCUUUUGCAAAAGCAGCUGUUCAUGCAAGUGAUUUACCCACAUGAGUAAUGUAACAUUGGAGUGACUAAUUUAUAAAAAAGAUCGCCCCCUUUCUUCUGCAAACUGGAAAAUCACAACAUGGCAAUUUUCCAGUUCAUGAAAGAAGAGCUGUCGGCACUAUGAGCAGCACUGUAGAAUUUGUGGUGACUCUGCAUCGUAUUUACUGUAUAAUUCCCUCUAUUAGCAAUGUUUUUGGGGUGAGUGCUGAUUUGUCCCCACACACACACACACAUGAGGAGGGAGCAUCAGCAGGCUUAGGAGAACUCCAAGGUUUGCAGAAACCCCAAAAACCUUCAGAAAAAAGAUCUAGUAAGGUCUGAGCUUCCUCAGUCACUAGCCAGAGAAUGCUAUCUAGUGGGGGGAGGGAGGAGAAGGGAUUCAAUGGAGUAUUCUGUAAGAGGGCUUGGCUGGCUGGCAGAACCCUGAACUGGAGCACUUUGUCCAUUUGGUUGGUGCUCCUACCUGUCUCUAUUAUUUGUGCCUGCGGCAGUGAAGCUGAACUUGUGCGACGGUUCAGAAUAUCCAGUUGUUCAAGGAAGGAAAUCAUUUUCAGUCUAGUUUCUGUGAGGGAAGGGAGAGUUGUCAGUUUGGCUGGGAUUAAAAACUCUCACACAGAGGAUGAACAAGGACCACUGUAGGGAAGAUAACGAAGGAAGAGCCCAGAGGAAAGGAAACCGAAUGAAAGGUACUAAGGGGGAGGGGAAUUAAGGAAAGAUAAAUGAGAAUGAAGCUUAAGGAAAGGGAUUGAAGGCAAGGAAGAACUAAUAAAACAGAGAGGUGACGCUGGAUAAACAUAGCUGUGUUAAAAGUGAGAAGGGGCUGCAUGGUUUGGUUGGAGAGACAACAGAGUGCUAGAAGAACUCGUCAACUGUCCCAGCUACUAAGUGACAGUUGAGCAAAGUAGGCAGUGGCCUGAGGAAACAAAUAUUCAGUAGAGACAUGAAAUUAAAUAAAAGAGGGGCCAAGUAGAAGUGGAGCAAAAUUCCCAUAGAUGAAGACGGGGUGAGGAACUAGUGGCCCUCCAGAUGUUGUUGAAUUACAUUAUCCCUGACUGGGGAUAUUGACUGGGGUUGAUGGCAUUCUUGUCUAAACAUCUGGAGAGCUACUGCUUACUUUGCUCAGGUUCCCCAUCCUUGGCCUAAGAGAUAGGAGGAGCUGUGCACUGUUUGCAAGAUUGAGAACCAUAAGGUUUGCAAGAGAGAAAAGCAUAAGGACAUAGGAACAGGACUGGCCCACCCCUGAGGCUCGGUGAGGCAGUUGUCUCGGGUGGCAGGUUGAGGCCAGCUGUGAGGGGUCACAGAUCCAGGCCUCUGAGGAGCACACAGUGUGCUACCUCCUGCAUUUGUCACCUGUCUCCUCUGCUCCCACCUCCCCAGUUCCAUUUGCUCCUCUCUGGACUCCUUUUUUCUUCCCCACCACCUUCAGUGCACCAGGGCUUCCCUGGGCUACCUCUGGUCCCCUCAGGUGGAGGUGGAAGAGUGCGGGUAGAGAAGGAAGUAGCAGGGGGAACGCCAUUUUCUACUUUGCCUCAAGCAGUAGAAUAUCCUGGGAUGGCCCUGCAUAGGCAUGUCAGGCUAAGAGAAGUCUGCUACUUUGUGACCUGGCAACCUUAAGGGGGCAAAAAGGGAAAACAAGGUGGAUGAAUUUCACAUACAGAGUUGAACAACCCAGCUAAAGUCCUUUAGCUGCAGCCUUCUAGUUCAAUAGUAUCAAUCUGAGAAAUUAAGAGGGCUUUUUGUUUGGCUGCAUGAUAUUAUGAUGCAUUUUUCUCUCUUAAGUCCCUGACAGGUGAGAAGCCAAACCAGGACACUUUGCCAUUAAUAGUCUCCAAACAGGAAGACCUUAUGUCACAAAGUACCUUCAUGGGACAAGAGCAGGUGUUGAACGAUUGCUUGUCUCUUGCCAAAGGGUACAGUUCAAGAAAAUCCUCUUAUCUAAUAGAGCACACUCCGGACGUAGACUGCAGCAAAUACCUGGACAGGUGCAAACAGAUCAGAAGCAGAGAAUAUAGCUACAGAGGCCCAGCUGAACCCUCAGUAUUUGCAUAUUCUGAAUACAGAGAGCAACAAACCUGGAAUAAGACUGUGGGCCUGGGAAGAAACCCAUUAGCAGAGAAAUACUGCAGCGGCUCUCCGACAGCCCUGGCGGGUCUACACUGUGAAACCCUGGCUUCCAUAAGUGCGGUUGAUGCAGGCAUUCAGCAUGCUCCAACCAAGUGGGACCCGAUGGCAAAAGUUGGCUACCAGUCCUUCAGAUCUAAUGUAGGUACAUUCGGAGGAGAAGGCAUGUAUGAAGGAAAGCCACACCUGCAUUAUAACAGCAACCACGCUCCUUCCUCCUGCUGCCCGAUCUCUCCAGAGGAGCCCUGCCUCAUUGCAGACGCUGCCCAUCACUAUUACCAGAGCUCCUUGCCCCUGAAAGGAAACGAGUGGCACUUUGAAGAAGAAAGGAAAUACACAAAUCUGGACCACUGCAACAAUGAGAUGUUUUUUAACUUCUUCCCUUUGCGAUGA
Molecule: messenger RNA, 14105 nt
Organism: Podarcis lilfordi (Lilford's wall lizard)
Lineage: Eukaryota; Metazoa; Chordata; Lepidosauria; Squamata; Lacertidae
Source: the annotation of a GenBank genome assembly